CCUUUUCCGUUUCGCAGUUUUCUUCUUCAGAAUUACUUAAUUACCGUUUUCGAAAGACUUCGAAGUUCGUGUAGUUUGCAUGAAACAGAAGUUAGAAGUUCCUUAUGGUUAAUGGAAACCCAUUUGUAAGAGCGGCACCUCGCGUUCUUCCUUUCGAAUACUUUAAGACUGGCUAUGAAUGGUGAAGGAUUUGCUGCUCAUUUGCAUCAUUUGCUUUACCAUCUGCAUAUUUGGGCUCCAUCUUCCCUUCUGCAGUUAUUUGCUUGGACAUUCCGUUGUAGAUUCGUGUUUGUGUGUUAAAGCAGUAGGUUAUCCUCGGCGUCACCAUGAUGUCUAGUCCGAAUCCCAAUACGUUUCGUGCGGAUUCUACGGGAACACUGAAAACCACCAUCACAUUGGGCAAAAAUCCCUCCGUACAACAAAGUGGGCCUUUUUAUCUCAUCCGCGCUGAGAAUAUCGAAGAGAGCGAGGCGACCGGGAGCAGUAAUCUGCUGGAGCAUAAUCUCCUGGAGAGUUCCUACUAUAAAAUGUGCAACGUGAAGAAGCUGAAAGACGAGCUGAGCUCCUUCCUGCCCAAUCUGCCCGGAUUCUGCGACGUGCCAGCCGCGCAGGAUAAAUCCUCACUCAAAGACCUGUACGACAAUCCCCCUCGCGUGCACAAAGAGCUGGAUCCCUUGCCAAAUCAUCUGUUGGGGAAUUUCCGUCUCAAUCCUGGCCAGCUGCCGGAGAAGUUUCGUCUCAUGGAUAUUAACGCAAUGAAAAAGCAGCACAAAAAACGUCGCCGGCGCGAAGAAGCCGCGGCGGGAGCGGCUUCCGCGGAACAGGAAGCGGCCAAUGCUGAGGCCAAACGCCAACGCAAGGAAAAAGAUGAGGAAAGGCAUGCGAAGAAAAAAGAAGAGAGAAGAAGAGCUAAAGCCGUAAUGGCAGGUGCCAUGCCGUCGUAGCAGCUGCUUUGCCAUUCCUGGCGAUCUCAACUCACCCAAAUCUUAUGUUUUAUACAGGUUAAUUACGACGUUGUAAGUCGUGGCUUAUUUGGCGGUGUACGUGGAUGGAAGCGGAAGUGGCGUUUCUCCACUCGCGGUUACGUACCAGUCGACUAGUUCUUUUAAUAUAUAUAAUCGAUGUCUGAGGUCUAAGGAUUUCGGUGGCAAUUUCAGUUUGGAGAUUUUUUUAUGCGAUUGCACCAGAGUUCAUUGAAGUGUUGAUAAUAAAGUAUUUCGGGUUUCUGAUAUUUUUGUCUAAGGACUUCUUCAAUAAUUUUUUACCGUUCUUGUCACAAAAGGUCUUGUACGAAGCUUUCAUGUCAAAAAUAAAUCUAAAAGAAACAGA
Messenger RNA from Paramacrobiotus metropolitanus, 1329 nucleotides. Its product is annotated as mediator of RNA polymerase II transcription subunit 19-like. Gene Ontology annotation, cellular component: mediator complex. Gene Ontology annotation, biological process: positive regulation of transcription by RNA polymerase II. The record is from RefSeq and is a predicted model, not a curated record. Gene Ontology annotation, molecular function: transcription factor binding; transcription coregulator activity. Bases 327 to 944 code for a protein of 205 amino acids. The transcript is spliced from 6 exons. NCBI's taxonomy places the organism in Eukaryota, Metazoa, Tardigrada, Eutardigrada, Parachela, Macrobiotidae.